Molecule: messenger RNA, 14045 nt
Organism: Topomyia yanbarensis
Lineage: Eukaryota; Metazoa; Arthropoda; Insecta; Diptera; Culicidae
Product: dynein beta chain, ciliary-like
Exons: 21
Coding region: 49-13968 (4639 amino acids)
Biological process (GO): microtubule-based movement
Cellular component (GO): dynein complex
Molecular function (GO): minus-end-directed microtubule motor activity; ATP binding; dynein light intermediate chain binding
Source: RefSeq, a predicted model, not a curated record
CCCGGUCUAUACACAUGCCGAGUCGCGUUAGUUACCAUACGAGGGUGAAUGAGUUUCCCCGCUUGUUUUGUUUCUUGUAUGAUCGAUUUCGCGGCGGUUUUCGGGAAGUUGAGCAGUUUCUGCCAGCCGAGGUUCAUUUUGCCAACGCAGUUGGCUGUGCACAGACGUUCGGUUUUUCUGGUUUUGUUUGACAAGUGCGAGUUGAUUAUUUUUUCGGGUUUUUUUUUUCGAUUCCAACGGAUCAACAUGGGUGAUGAGAAGAAAAAGAAAGAAGAAAAGGAGGAUCCGUGUGCGGCAUUCGUUGGCAGUUACGUGCUGAAGACGAUGCGGUUGAAGGAGGAAAAAUGGCAGAAGAUGAUGGGGAACGAAGAUUUCAAGAUGAUCGUAAUGGAGUGGGUCAAGAGGGCCAACGUACGGCGGUUGAUCAUAACGCUCAACAAUGCGGGAGCGCUGAUUCCGACUCACUUCUUUCCGACGACCGGCAAGGGGAAGCGGUGCUUUUUCGUUAAAGCUAGGGAGACGGUUUUGAACAGCGAGGACAUUCGGGAGCAAAUCAUGUACGGUGACCUUUCGGCGAGUCCCAUCGAUGACCUUGCCACGAUAGUGGAUGAGAUAUUCUAUCCGAUUAUCAGCAACCCGAGGAAUCAGGAUGGCUGGCCGGAUGUAAUCAAGAAGGACGUCGACAGCCACUUCCAGGACCUGCGGAACAUCAUUACCGAGGUUAAGGGUAAUAUCAUUAAUCAAACACUUCUGCCUAUGCCGAUAUCGAUCGGGGAGGUGGAGAGCGUUGGUCAGCAGAUUGCCGAGGGUAACCCGGACGGCUGCUCGCUCAAGAUGAAAAACUCGCUGGAGGGUAUCGUGAUCAAGUGGGCCUACCAGAUCAAUGACGUACUGAAGGAGGACUCGACGUCGAUCUUCAAGGACGGUCACCAUCCGUCGCCGCUGGAGGAGAUCACCUUCUGGGAUGCCCGGCAGAGCAAUAUGCGUAACAUUUACACCCAACUGCUAGAACCCCGGGUUCGUCAGAUCGGAAUCAUCCUGGAGGGUAUCGAUUCGGUGUACUUUUCCUCGUUCAAGUCCACGUUUCAGAGUGUAGUCGCGGCGGUGCACGAAGCGGAUGAUGUUACUCUGUAUUUGAAGCCACUGAAAAAACACUUUGAGACGUUCGAGAGUACCGACUUUACGGACUCGCUGGAACUGAUCGCACCGAUGCUGCACUGCAUCUGUAUGAUGUGGGGACAUUCGUUCUACUACGGCACCAACACCCGUAUGAUGAUUCUCUUCAAGAUGAUCAGCAACAUGAUGAUCACCGAGGCAAGCAAGUGUUUGGACCCGGGAUCGUUGUUUCAGGGCGAACCAGAUGAGUGUUUGCUGAAGAUUAACAACGUGAUCGACAAUUUGCUGUACUACAAAGAUCAGUUCCAUGAUUUCCAUGGUCGGUUGAACGAGUUUCGUCAGCCCGACACCCAACCGACUUACUGGACGUUUCGGCUUCAGACGAUCUUCGACCGACUCGAUCGAUACCUUACCCGGUUGACCCAAAUAAAGGAUAUUUUCUACACUGCGACGGAGUUUCGCAAGCUGGAAAAAGUUGAAAUUGGAGGCCUACGAGGUCGUGCCAUCAGCCGGAAGAUGCAAGAUAUUUACGACGAUUUCAACAAACUGUAUCUUCGUUGGGGUAUCAUCCAGUACGAUCCGCUAGACCCGGAUCCUAACGAUAAGACGUUCGAGCGUGACUUGGCCAAGUACCAGGAGCGUACGGAUGUGAUGGAAAGAAAACUGACAGCCCAGUUUGUGCUAGCCUUCGAUGAGUGCAACAACGUAGAGCAACUUAUGAAAUUGGUACAAAUUGCCGGUACACUGCUGAACCGUCCGCUAAUUCUACCCGACAUUCAACGGAAGAUCACUAACAUUGUCAAUCUGUACAACAACGAUCUAAAUAUUGUAAAACGAAUCUUCGACGAUGGCUGUGAAGGGUACGCGAAAAGUGGCCUGAAUGGGAUCCCAAUCGAUCCAAGCUUUCCACCAGUAGCUGGAGCAAUUCUCUGGAUCCAUAAGAUGCGAGAUCGCAUCACGAAGCCGAUCAAUGAUCUGACCAUGGUCGAGUAUCCACUCUUUAAAAACGAAGACGACGAGUAUGUGAUGAAAAACUACCACGAAAUGAUGCGACAUUUGGAAGCCUUCGAAAGUAAACUAUUCAAGGAAUGGUCAUCGAGUGUGGCAAAACAUAUCGCUUCACACAUGAGCAAAGCCCUGUUGGUCCGUAAUCCGGACAAGGGCUUACUGGAGAUGAACUUCAAUCAUGCGUUGGUUAUGAUCCUGCUGGAGAUACGCUACAUGAAGCGGAUGGGACUGGCGAAUAUUCCGGACAAGGCACUGCAAUUCUCCGAUUCGGAGGAGGCCCUUUGGCAAGCUCGGAUGAAGUUGAUGCGGAUUGUCGAAUGGUACAACGAGAUCGUCGAAAACUGCGUACCUUGUGAGCGUGAUCUGAUUCAUAAAGAGAUUGUCGCCAUCGAUAAAACCAUUGAACUGGCCUGCUCCGGAAGGAUCGAUUGGAACAACUACGAAGCGCCCUUCAUCGAGAAAUUCUACGAUAGUCUCGACAAUCUGCACGGCCGGGUAUUGAAGGCCCAGAACAACAUCAAGAGGAUUCAGGAGAGUAUUCGCAGCUGGGGGCAGGUUCCGAUGUAUCAACGAAAGGACGGCGGCACAGACGGUCUGCUGGAUAUCGACGAUCGUCCCGGGAAGGUUCAACGGCGGUUGGAGGCUUGUUUCGACACGAAAAAGUUAAUCAAUAUUGCGAUCGAGCAAAACUUCCGAUACUACUUUGACUUUCCGGUAAAGUUGGAGGAAAAGGCAGUCUCUGAGAUGAGCGUGAAAAGGGCAGCCACUGUUGAGUCCCUGCUAGUGGUUAAAGAAUCGUCCGCCGAGGAGAUAGUUGAUGAAGAUCAACAAGAAGCUGGCGAGGUAGGGUCACAAGCCGGUUCGGAGGAUGUGCUUUCUUCGAAAAGUGCUGAAAUCGAUCGAACGGCUUCGCAGCUGUCUUUGUUCAGACCCUACCAGGAGUACGUUGAUUCACUGGUUUCGAAAGAGAUUCUGGACUCUAUCAACACCAGCAUCCGGUACAUUAAGUUUGAGAUGGAGAACCGUUUGGAGCACGAUGCUCCGAUCUUCGAGAUAAAGUACGAGCUACAUCCUCCUAAAACAUGCUUCGUACCAACUUUGGAUCCCUACGAUCCAAACGGUUUUCUGGUGAUGGUUGAAGGUCUGCUGACUGAUAUCUACUGUAUGAGUACCAUUUCCAGGGUUGCCCAACCACCGGAAGCUGAACGAACUGAUGAAAACGGCGAGGUUACCUUGGCAACCUAUCUAGAUCACCUUGACGAUAAUCUGGAAAUCGAACGAAUGAAGGACUCGAUCAUCAACCGUUUGAUCCAGACGGUGCGUGAAGUGGAUGACUACACUCAACGAUUCGAUGACUACAACUAUCUCUGGUUGGACGAUAAACACUCCGUCCUGGAGCAGUUCCUUAAAUACGGUCGCCCCUUGACGCCAGACGAAAUGGAGAUGUUGCUUUCUGCCGAAACUCCACUCCGCGAGGUUGCUCCAACGCUAGAGCAAUUCAAGGUACAGAUCGAUAGUUACUACGACCUGUACGAUAAGAUCUUUGUCGACAUGGACGUCUCCACGGUGUUCGACGUGUGGUUGUCGCUAGAUCUGCGUCAUUUUAAAACGGUUCUACUGCUGGAGAUUAGUAAGUGGUCUAAUCUGUUCAAGAACAAUUUGAUCGAUAAGGUUGUGGUAAGUCUUCAAGAACUAGAAGACUUCGCCAACGAGUGUGAUGAGAUAUUCGUGCUAGAAGCAGCGGAAGAAGAUUUCCCUACCUUGUUGAAGAUUCUGUCUGCAUUGAACAAGCUAAAGGAGCGUGAGAACACCUACGACAAUAUGUUUGAACCGCUGAAAGCCACGGUCGAUCUGUUGAAAGGUUACAACGUCGAGUUUGAUGAGAACGUGUACAAACAGUUUGCCGAACUGCCGGAGCGUUGGCUUCAUAUCAAGAAAACCGCUAUGAAAGUUCGUGAGAAGAUAGCUCCGGCGCAAGCCUACCAGGUGGAUCUGAUCAAGAAACGAAUCGCGCUGUUCGACAUCCGUUCCAAGUUGUACAGGGAAGGUUUCAAGAAGCUACCCUUCUUCAAGGUUCCCUGCGAAAACGUGUACCAGAUGUGCAAUCAGGUCAACCUGGAGCUGAACAUAAUGGAAACUCAGAUGAAGAGUUUAAGCGAUUCGGCUGCGCUGUUCGAGCUGUACCCUCCGGACGAUCUUAAGCUGCGGCAGUGUCGGAAGGAAAUUCGCAUGGUAAAACAGAUCUGGGAUUUUGUGUAUGCGGUUGAAUCGUGCGUUAAUGACUGGAAGAAGACGCCGUGGAAGAAGAUCGACGUGGAAGCGAUGGAAGUCGAGUGUAAGAACUACGGAAAACAGAUUCGCCAGCUGGACAAGGAUAUGCGUGGGUGGAAUCCGUAUCAGCAUGUGGAGGCGGUGCUGAAAAAUCUGCUGACAUCGCUGCGGGCGAUCACGGAGCUGCAGAAUCCGGCGAUCCGGGAACGGCACUGGAUCGAGCUGAUGCAGGCUACGAAGCUGUUGAAAACUUACGGAAGGGAAAUGUUGGUCCGGUUUCGCAUGGACGACUCGACGACCCUGGCCGAUCUGUUGGAGCUGAACUUGCACAACUACGAGGAAGAGGUGAAAACGAUUGUGGACAAAUCGGUCAAGGAGAUGGGCAUGGAGAAGGUGCUGCGCGAUUUGGAGGUUGCCUGGAAGGAUCUGGUCUUCGAUUACGAUUCGCACGAACGAACCGGGCUGAAGUUGCUUAAAGUUUCCGAGGAGAUUAUCGAAAUGCUAGAGGAGAACCAGGUGCAGCUGCAGAAUCUGAUGUCGUCAAAGUUUAUUGCGUUCUUCCUGACGGAGGUUUCCAAAUGGCAGCUGGCCCUGUCGAACGCGGAUCAGGUGAUAACGGCCUGGUUCGAGGUUCAGCGCAAGUGGAUGUAUUUGGAGAGCAUCUUUAUUGGGUCGGAGGACAUCCGGAAUCAGCUGCCGGAAGAUUCCAAACGGUUCGAUGGCAUUGACAGGGAGUUCAAACGGUUGCUGGAAGAGAUUGUGGCCAAUCCGAAUAUUGUGAAAGCUACCAACAGGGAGGGACUGUCUGAUAAGUUGGAAAAGUUGCUGUCGGAGUUGGUGAUGUGCGAGAAGGCUUUGAACGAUUAUCUGGAGACGAAACGUUUGGCAUAUCCUCGGUUCUACUUUGUAUCGUCUGCCGAUUUGUUGGACAUUCUGUCCAACGGCAAUCAACCGGAACUGGUAGCGAAGCAUCUGACGAAGCUAUACGAUUCCAUCGCGAAGCUGGUGUUUUCCAAACUCUCCAAGAAAGUGGCCGUUGGAAUGAUUUCGAAAGAGAACGACGAAUAUGUGGCGUUUAAAAGCAACUGCGACUGCAGUGGGAAGGUGGAAAUCUGGUUGAACCGCGUGACGGAUUCGAUGCGCAUGACGUUGCAUCAGUCGUUUGAACAGGCCGUGAUAGCCUACGAGGAGAAGCCACGUGAUCAGUGGAUCUUCGAUUGGCCAGCUCAACCGGCACUCUGUGCAACACAGAUCUGGUGGACUACGGAGGUGAACGUUGCCUUCGCCCGGUUGGAGGAAGGUUACGAAAAUGCUCUGAAGGACUACCAGAAGAAGCAGAUUGUCCAGUUGAGUGCGCUUAUUGUGCUACUGUGCGGUGAGCUUAGUCAGGGUGAUCGUCAGAAGAUUAUGACCAUCUGUACGAUUGAUGUCCACUCGCGGGAUGUCGUCGCGAAGAUGAUCUUCCAGAAGGUGGAAACUGGUCAGGCCUUUCAGUGGCAGAGUCAGCUGCGGCAUCGCUGGGACGAUCAGCUGCGAGACUGUUUUGCGAAUAUUUGCGAUGCUCAGUUCCGGUAUGACUAUGAAUAUCUAGGGAAUACGCCCAGGUUGGUGAUCACUCCGUUGACCGAUCGGUGCUACAUUACUUUAACACAGUCGCUUCAUUUGAUUAUGGGAGGUGCCCCUGCUGGUCCGGCCGGAACGGGUAAAACCGAAACAACGAAAGAUCUGGGGAGAGCCUUGGGGAUAAUGGUGUACGUAUUCAACUGUUCGGAACAAAUGGACUACAAAUCGUGUGGCAACAUCUACAAGGGGCUGUCGCAAACCGGUGCCUGGGGCUGUUUUGACGAGUUUAACCGGAUCUCGGUGGAAGUGCUGUCGGUGGUGGCCGUCCAGGUGAAGACGAUCCAGGAUGCAAUCAAGGGUGAACAAAAAUAUGCAACCCUUAGUGAUAUCAAGGGCAAAAAGGAGCGGUUCAAUUUUAUGGGCGAAAACAUCGCCCUCAUCCCGACGGUGGGCAUCUUCAUCACGAUGAAUCCGGGCUACGCCGGCCGAACCGAGCUGCCGGAGAAUCUUAAAGCCCUGUUCCGACCGUGCGCGAUGGUGGUACCGGAUUUUGAGCUAAUUUGCGAAAUUAUGCUGGUCGCCGAGGGUUUCCAGGAGGCUCGGCUGUUGGCACGGAAGUUCAUCACGCUGUACACGCUGUGUAAGGAACUGCUGUCCAAGCAGGAUCACUACGAUUGGGGUUUGCGUGCGAUCAAGUCAGUGCUGGUCGUGGCAGGAUCGCUGAAGCGAAGUGACCGCGAACGGCCAGAGGAUCAGGUGUUGAUGCGUGCCCUGCGAGAUUUCAACAUCCCGAAGAUCGUAACCGACGACGUACCGGUUUUCAUGGGUUUGAUCGGCGAUCUGUUUCCAGCGUUGGACGUUCCGCGAAAACGAUCACCCGAUUUCGAACGGUUGAUCCGAAAGUCUACCAUGGAGUUGAAACUUCAACCUGAGGAUAAUUUUAUUUUGAAGGUAGUUCAACUGGAGGAAUUAUUCGCCGUACGUCAUUCGGUGUUCAUUGUUGGAUUCGCCGGAACUGGGAAGACACAAGUGUGGAAAAGUUUGUUCAAAACCUACCAGAACCAGCGACGAAAGCCGCACUUUAACGAUCUGGAUCCGAAGGCCGUAACCAACGACGAGUUGUUCGGUAUCAUAAAUCCGGCGACACGCGAGUGGAAGGAUGGACUUUUCUCGGUGAUUAUGCGGGAGCAGGCUAACAUGGGUGGCAACGGACCGAAAUGGAUCGUGCUUGAUGGGGACAUCGAUCCCAUGUGGAUUGAAAGUCUGAACACGGUUAUGGACGACAACAAAGUGUUGACUCUGGCCAGUAACGAGCGGAUUGCUUUGACCAAGGAAAUGCGCCUACUUUUCGAAAUCUCAAACCUACGAACAGCGACUCCGGCCACCGUUUCCCGAGCUGGUAUCCUCUAUAUUAACCCACAGGAUCUCGGAUGGAAUCCAUUCGUUGCCUCCUGGAUCGAUUCCCGAGAAACGCAAGCCGAAAAAAGCAUCCUUUCCGUCCUGUUCGACAAAUACAUUCCUCCACUGAUCGAGGCCCACAAACGAUUCAAAAAAAUUACUCCCAUCUCGGAGAUUGCAAUGAUUCAGAUGACCUGCCAUCUGUUGGAUUGCCUGAUGACGCCGCAAAAUCUUCCACCGGACAGUCCCAAAGAGUGGUAUGAAAUCUACUAUGUAUUUGCGGUCAUUUGGGGUUUCGGUUCUUCGCUGUAUCAAGAUCAGCUGGUAGACUGGCGCAACGAAUUCCACAAAUGGUGGAUCAACGAGUUUAAAGCGAUACGAUUCCCACCCGGUGGAACAAUUUUUAACUACUACAUCGAUCCGGAAACGAAAAAAUUCAAUCCGUGGACGGAACUCGUACCCAGCUUCGAGUUGGACACGGACAUCCCGCUGCAAUCGAUUCUAGUUCCGACAGCGGAAACCACUCGGCUUCGUUGGUUCAUGGACAUUCUGAUUGAAGCGAAACAUCCGAUCAUGCUGAUUGGAGGUGCCGGUUCCGGCAAAAGUGUCAUCGUAGCCGACAAGCUUAAUAACCUUUCGUACAACUAUGCUGUCACCAAUGUCCCGUUCAAUUUCUACACGACCUCGGAAAUGCUUCAACGGGUGCUGGAGAAACCGCUGGAGAAAAAAGCCGGCAAAAACUUUGGCCCGCCUGGUAAUAAAACGAUGGUUUACUUCGUGGACGACAUGAACAUGCCCGAGGUGGAUACGUACGGAACUGUUCAACCGCACACCUUGAUCCGUCAGUUUAUGGACUAUCGGCAUUGGUACGAUCGAACCAAACUAACGCUGAAAGACAUCUACAACUGUCAGUUUGUGUCCUGCAUGAAUCCAACCGCCGGUUCCUUCACGAUCGAUUCUCGACUGCAGCGACAUUUCUGUGUGUUUGCCGUCAGCUUCCCAGCCGGUGAUCCCCUGUACCACAUUUACUACUCGAUCCUCUCGCAACAUCUCAGCAACCCGCUGAACAAGUUCUCGCUUCAAACGCAGAAGAUCUGUGCCGCUCUGGUGUCCUGCGCCCUUAAUCUACACUUACGAAUGGGACAAACCUUCCUACCGACGGCGAUCAAGUUCCACUACGUGUUCAACCUGCGCGAUCUGGCCAAUAUCUUCCAGGGUAUGCUGUUCGCCAAUGGAGAUACCUGCCCGGAGCCGAACUACCUGAUUCGGUUGUGGGUGCACGAAGCUACGCGAGUCUACAGCGAUAAGCUGGUUGAUGAUCGCGAUAUCGACGCCUACCGGAAGUUACGAUCGGACGUAGUUAAAAAGUCGUUUGAUGAUUUCGACGAAAGCAAGGUGUUCUCGACGCCCAUCAUCUACUGCCACUUUGCCGAGGGCUUGGUCGAUCCGAAGUACAUGCCGGUGGCGAAUUGGGAGAGUUUGACGAAAACGUUGGAAGAAGCGCAGGGGAAUUAUAACGAUAUGGUUGGAGCGAUGAAUUUGGUGCUGUUUGAAGAUGCGAUGAGUCACGUCUGUAGGAUUAGUCGGAUACUGGAGGGGCCGAGAGGGAAUGCGCUGCUGAUUGGAGUUGGGGGAUCGGGGAAGCAGUCGCUUUCGCGGUUGGCGGCGUUUAUUUCCGGGUUGGAGGUGUUCCAGAUUCAGCUGAGGAAGGGAUACGGUAUUGCUGAUUUGAAGGCGGAUCUGGGUGUGCUGUAUAUGAAGACGGGAGUGAAGAACGUUCCGUGUAUGUUUUUGAUGACGGAUGCACAGGUGGCAGAGGAGUCUUUUCUGGUGUUGAUCAAUGAUUUGCUUGCGUCCGGUGAGAUUCCGGAACUGUUUGCUGAGGAUGAUGUUGAUAAUAUUGUGAACGCGUUGAGGAAUGAGGUGAAGCAGUUGGGAAUGUUGGAUACGAAAGAGAACUGCUGGAAGUAUUUUAUCGAUAAGGUGCGGAAGUCGUUGAAGAUUGUGCUGUGCUUCUCGCCGGUUGGAUCUACGCUGCGUAUUCGGGCUAGGAAGUUUCCGGCUUUGGUGAACUGUACCGCUAUUAAUUGGUUCCACGAGUGGCCUAAGACGGCGCUGGAGUCGGUGUCGACUCGAUUUCUGGCUGACGUUGAAGUUAUGCCAUCGGAUUUAGUCGAACCGGUAGCCGUAUUUAUGGCGUAUGUUCACGGAACCGUCAACGAGAUGUCGGGAAUUUAUCUUCAGAAUGAACGACGGUAUAAUUACACAACUCCGAAGUCUUUCCUGGAGUUGAUCGCACUUUAUUCGAAAUUCGUCACGGAAAAACACGCCGAGUUGAAUGAUCGCGUCCAGCGAUUGGAGAGUGGAAUUCUAAAGCUGGCGGAAUGUGCCGAACAGGUUGACUCGCUGCAGAUUCAGCUGGCGGAGCAGGAGGUUGUUCUGAAAAAGAAAAAUCAGGAAGCGGAUAAGUUGAUCAAAGUGGUAGGUGCCGAGAACGAGAAAGUUCAGAAGGAGAAGAACUUUGCCGCUGAGGAGGAGAAAAAGGUGCGAAUAAUCGAGGAGGAUGUCGGUGUGAAGGCCAAGAUUUGCGAGGAAGAUUUGAAGAAGGCAGAACCGGCUUUGCUCGCGGCGCAGGAAGCUCUGAAUACGCUAGACAAGACCAAUUUGACUGAGUUGAAGUCUUUCGGAUCUCCGCCGGAUCUGGUUGUGAAGGUAUGCGCUGCCGUGCUGGUUCUGUUCUCACCGAAAGGAAAGAUCCCGAAAGAUCGCAGCUGGAAGGCUUGCAAAUUGAUGAUGAAUCGGGUCGACGUGUUUCUGAACGAUCUGUUGUACUAUGACAAGGAACAUAUUCAUCCGGAUGUUAUUAAAGCGUUGCAGGAGUAUCUCAAGGAUCCCGAUUUCGAUCCGGAGAAAAUUCGUGCCAAGUCUGCGGCUGCGGCCGGUUUGAGCGCUUGGGUCAUCAACAUUCAUAAGUUCUAUCAGGUCUACUUGGUGGUGGAGCCUAAGCAGCGAGCUUUGAACGAAGCUCAGAGCGAACUGAAGGCAGCCCAGGACAAGUUGAUGGAUCUAACGAGUAUGAUCAAUGAACUGGAGGAACGGUUGGGUGUGAUCCAGGCCGAAUUCAAUGAUGCACUGGCGGAGAAGCAGAAAUGUCAGGACGAGGCAGAUAAGACCGCUUUCACGAUUGACCUUGCCCAUCGUCUGGUGAAUGGACUGGCGUCGGAAAAUGUACGCUGGCGGGAAUCGAUAGCUCAGCUGAAGAGUCAAACGGUGACUCUUCCCGGCGAUGUGCUAUUGGUUGCCUGUUUUAUCAGCUACGUCGGUUGCUUCACCAGACGGUACCGGGUCGAACUGCAGGAGAAGAUGUGGAUUCCGACUUUCCGGUUGUCAAAGCCGUCAAUUCCCUUCACCGAAGGCGUCGAUCCCUUGAAUCUAAUCGUGGAUGAUGCUACUAUUGCUUCCUGGAACAACGAAGGUCUCCCCUCGGACCGAAUGUCAGCGGAGAAUGCAGCAAUCCUUACGUAUUCCUCCCGUUGGCCACUGAUGAUUGAUCCUCAACUACAAGGCAUCAAAUGGAUCAAGCAGAAGUACGGCACGGACCUAACCGUGCUUCGGCUAACCGCCAAGGGUUAUCUGGACACGAUCGAGAAAUGCAUAACCGACGGCAGUAUCUUGCUGAUUGAGAACAUUGGCGAAACCGUGGACGCCGUACUGGAUCCACUGCUUGGCCGACAGCUCGUCAAAAAGGGCAAAUGUCUUCGGAUGGGCGAAAAAGAGAUCGAUUUCAAUCCGAACUUUCAGCUGAUCAUGCAGACCAAGUUGGCCAACCCACACUACAAGCCGGAAAUGCAGGCACAGACUACGCUGAUCAACUUCACCGUCACCAGAGAUGGUCUCGAGGAGCAACUUUUAGCGGAAGUCGUCAAAGCCGAACGGCCAGAUCUCGAACAGCAGAAAGCUGAUCUAACCAUGCAGCAAAAUACGUUCAAAAUUACACUGAAGAUGCUAGAGGAUGACCUGCUUAGUAGAUUGUCGUCGGCCGGCGAAAAUGUUCUAGAAGAUCCUACUCUGGUGCUGAACUUGGAGAAAACUAAGAAAACAGCCGCCGAAGUCGAAAUCAAAGUUCGCGAAGGUAAGAAAACCUCCGAACAAAUUGACGUAGCCCGCGAAAGCUACCGACCUGCCGCGGAACGAACUUCCAUCCUGUACUUCGUCCUGAACGAUCUACACAAAAUCAACCCGAUCUAUCAGUUCUCGCUGAAAGCAUUCACCACAGUCUUCAAGGACGCAAUCGCCGUGACUCCUCCGGCGGAAAAAUUGAAAGAUCGUGUCUUCAACUUGCUCGAUUCGAUCACCUUUGCCGUGCACAUGUACACCAGCCGUGGAUUGUUUGAGAAGGACAAGCUGAUCUUCAUGGCCCAGAUGACGAUUCAGAUCUCGCUACAGGCCAAGGAGAUCGAUCCGACCGAGCUGGACUUUGUGCUGCGAUUCCCCUUCACACCGAAUCUAACAUCGCCGUUCGAUUUCCUGACCAAUGCCGGUUGGGGUGGCAUCAAAGCACUUUCCAGCAUGGACGAGUUCCGAUCGCUGGAUAAGGAUAUUGAAGGAUCUGCGAAACGAUGGCGAAAGUUGAUCGAGUCGGAGUGUCCCGAGCGGGAGAAAAUGCCCGGAGAGUGGAAGAACAAAAACGGACUGCAGAGAUUGUGCAUAAUGCGCUGUAUGAGACCGGAUCGAAUGACGUAUGCGGUGCGUGCUUACGUCGAGGAAAAGCUAGGAUCGAAGUACGUGGAAGCUCGGAUGAUUGAGUUUGACAAAUCGUUCCGGGAAACAAGCUCUUCGACGCCGGUAUUCUUUAUUCUGUCACCGGGAGUUGAUCCGCUUAAGGACGUUGAAAAAUUGGGCAAGAAGCUGCGCUUCUCCACCGAUCACGGUAAUUUCUACAACGUCUCGCUGGGUCAAGGUCAGGAGGUGGUCGCUGAAGCUGCCAUCGAUGUUGCCUCCAAGGACGGUCACUGGGUGAUUCUGCAAAACAUUCAUCUAGUAGCAAAGUGGCUACCGACGUUAGAGAAAAAAAUGGAAGCUACGCUGGAAGACGCUCAUCCCAAUUACCGGCUGUUCAUCAGUGCCGAACCAGCUGGGUCGCCCGAGUAUCACAUAAUACCGCAAGGAAUUCUGGAGUCGGCCAUUAAAAUUACCAACGAACCACCUACGGGAAUGCUUGCCAACAUCCACAAAGCGUUGGAUAAUUUCAACCAGGAAACGCUGGAAAUGUGCGGCAAAGAGGCCGAGUUCAAAGCUAUUCUAUUUUCGCUCUGCUACUUCCAUGCCGUAGUUGCUGAGCGUCGUAAGUUUGGUCCGCAGGGCUGGAAUCGAGUCUAUCCUUUCAACGUGGGUGAUCUCACUAUCAGCGUCUACGUUCUGUACAACUAUCUGGAAGCGAACAAUCGAGUUCCGUGGGAAGAUCUCCGCUAUCUCUUUGGGGAGAUCAUGUACGGCGGUCACAUCACGGACGACUGGGAUCGACGAUUGUGUAGAACCUAUCUGGAGGAGCUGAUGCAACCGGAAUUGGUCGAUGGAGAUUUGAAUCUCUGCGUCGGUUUCCCAGCUCCUCCCAAUCUAGAUUACCCUGGAUAUCAUAAUUACAUUGAUGACAACCUACCGGUAGAGUCCCCAUACCUGUACGGACUCCACCCGAAUGCCGAGAUAGGUUUCCUGACCACGCUCUCCGAGCAAUUGUUCAAAAUCAUCUUCGAGCUACAACCUCGCGAAUCGGGCGCAACCAGUGGUUCCAGCGUGAGCCGAGAGGAUGUUGUAAAAACCAUCAUCGAAGACUUCACCGAUAAGCUACCGGAAGAAUUUAACAUGGUCGAAUUGAUGGCUCGCGUCGAAGAUCGAACACCGUUCGUGAUUGUCGCUUUCCAGGAAUGCGAACGGAUGAACAUUCUGGUUCAGGAGAUGAAGCGAACGCUAAGGGAAUUGAUGCUUGGUCUUAAGGGUGAGCUGACCAUCACCUCGGACAUGGAAGAUUUGGAAUCGUCACUGUUUUUCGACCACGUACCGGAGAGCUGGACCAAACGGGCCUAUCCGUCGAUGUUUGGUUUGCAGUUAUGGUUUGCCGAUUUGACCGUUCGGAUUAAGGAGUUGGAGUCGUGGUCGAAUGACUUUAAUCUGCCUUCAUCGGUUUGGUUGGCGGGAUUUUUUAAUCCGCAGAGUUUUCUGACGGCGAUUAUGCAGCAGACGGCCCGUAAAAAUGAGUGGCCUCUGGACAAGAUGUGUUUGAGCUGUGAUGUGACGAAGAAGUGGAAGGAGGAUAUCAGUGCUGCGCCUCGUGAGGGGGCCUACGUUAACGGGCUGUACAUGGAAGGGGCACGCUGGGAUACAACUAUUGGGUCGAUCGCUAGCUCUCGGUUGAAGGAGUUGUUUCCGCAGAUGCCGGUCAUUUUUAUUAAAGCGAUUACGCAGGACAAGCAGGAGACGAAGAAUAUCUACGAGUGUCCCGUCUAUAAGACGAGAAUUCGAGGACCUACCUACGUUUGGACUUUUAAUUUGAAGACGAAGGAGAAACCAGCCAAGUGGACGCUGGGAGGUGUUUGUCUGUUGCUUCAGGUUUAGCUUAGCUAUAUAUAGAGAGAUGUAGUGAUGUAUCGAUGUUUGUUGCCGAGAAGCAUUAAAACAUAUUGGUUCUUGAA